UCAACCUCGGGCUCAUUGCUCUUUGUGCCCUUGGCUCUUCCUCUUUCGGCUCUCGAUUUCCCCAUCUGCAUGGGGCAGGCGGAGCUGGUUAACUCUGGGCCGCCUCCCCACAGCCGCCAUUCCCGGCCCGUUAACUUGGGGGAUGGCAGGUGGGCUCGUGUGCAGCCUUUGUCCCCGGCCGAGGGGGCGUGUGCUGUGUUUUGUGCUCCUCGGGCUGGGCUGGUGAUGGGGCGCCUUUCUCUUCUCUGUAGUCCCCUGGUGGCCGGGCCCCACGGCCCCUCCCCUGCAGCAGCUGCUCCCCGGCCACCCCUCCCCGCCCCGGCAGGCUGCUGGUGCCUUUGUCUGUGCCAGGCCUGUGCAGUCGGACCCAUCGGCAGGGCCCCCUUCUUACCCGGGGAGGACCCAGCGCUCCACACCCUGUGCCCGCCUCAGCAUUCCCAGGACCUGACACCCCCAGCCUCCCGGGCCCUCUCCUGGUCCUGGGGUGCCCUGCUUUGCCUCCCCAAACCCCAUUUAUUUGGGCUUCCCAGUUCUUCAUCCACAAACAUUUCCAAACCCAUUUGGCCCUGUCUUGAGAGAGCCGAUGACCCAGUAGCUGCUUGGAGCCCGAGUCUUCCAGGGCGCACGACGUUCGUCUUCACCGACAGCCCAGACGAAGGCCUCCGGGAGAGACUGGGCUCCCACCUCGUGGUCACCAACUGCUCCACCGAGCACAGCCACCCCGCCCUGUCCUGCAAGAUGGCUGCCGAGCUGGACGCCUUCGUGACCAGCGGGCGCAGGUGGUUCUGCCACGUGGAUGACGACAACUACGUCAACCCGCGGGCUCUGCUGCAGCUGCUGAACAGCUUCCCGCAGUCCCGCGACGUCUACGUGGGCCGGCCCAGCCUCAACCGGCCCAUCCACGCCUCGGAGCCGCAGCCGCACAACCGCUCGAGGCUGGUCCAGUUCUGGUUCGCCACAGGGGGCGCUGGCUUCUGUAUCAACCGCAGGCUGGCUUUGAAGAUGGCCCCGUGGGCCAGCGGCUCCCGCUUCAUGGACACGUCUGCUCUCAUCCGGCUGCCGGACGACUGUACUGUGGGCUACAUCGUGGAGCGCAAGCUGGGCGGCCGCCUGCAGCCCAGCCCCCUCUUCCACUCCCACCUGGAGACCCUGCAGCUGCUGGGGGCGGCCCAGCUCCUGGAGCAGGUCACCCUGAGCUACGGUGUCCUCGAGGGGAAGCUCAAUGUCAUUAGGCUGCAAGGCCCCUUCUCCCCGGAGGAGGACCCGUCCAGGUUCCGCUCCCUCCACUGCCUCCUUUACCCAGAGACGCCUUGGUGUCCACAGCUGGCUGCGCAGUGAGCCCGGAGCUGCCCGCGGGGCCCGGCCGGCACUCACCCGCGAGGGCCCUGAGGGAGGCAGCCCCGGCGGGGCCCCUGGGUGCCGAGUCGGGCGGUCUAGGGGCCGGGGGUCUGGGGGAUGGCCAGAGAGGCUCCUGCGGGCCUCAGGUGGCUGAACUGACCAGGAGCUGGGCUGGGAUUGGGGGUCCUAACUCUAGAGUGUGAUGUGGGGCCGUGGGUGGGCUCUGGCCUCUGUCCCCCAAGUCUCCAGGCCACCCAGUCACUGAGGGCGCCCAGGGGGAAUCACAGCACAUGGUGGGGCUGGGGGAGCAGCCUCCCCCCCACUGCUUACAACCCCAGGCGAGGGGUCCUCAUGGGUGCUGCCCACUGGAACCACCCUUUCACUCAUUUUCCCAGCCUCCCCGGCUGUUGGGGGCUACCGCGCAACCCUGCUCUGGCUGGUGGGAACUAAGCAAAGCCCUUGGGGGGCGAUUUCUGGGGAUGGAUUUGAGUGCCAGACCUUACCUCCUACUGUGACUGUGGCUGUGAUGGCUGGCUCUGGGGCAGCCACCUUGCUGCCAUGGAGGAAAGACCCCGAUGGCCCUCUGCAGCUGUGCCCCUCAGUGUCCGGUUCUGUAAGAAAAUUAAACCCUUGUUCGUUCA
This is a messenger RNA of Oryctolagus cuniculus (rabbit), 1979 nucleotides long. The record is from RefSeq and is a predicted model, not a curated record. Lineage: Eukaryota; Metazoa; Chordata; Mammalia; Lagomorpha; Leporidae.